CGCCAGUGUUGGGUCUCAGCGAGUGCUGUGGGUGGAUUAGAUUGAGCCGUUGCACACUUGCAAAGUCAGUCGGUCAGAAACUGCUUCACCAGCUUUAGGCUACUGAGUCCUUGAGCUUGUUCUUUGAACAAAAUCAAGAAUGAACAGAAUGGAAGGGUCCAUUUGCAACAUCCAGGUGCUUCUUCGCGCUGCCGAGUUCCUGGAGAGGAGAGAGCGAGAGGCGGAACAUGGCUACGCUUCACUACUGCCUCCCAGUCCGACUCUGUCUUAUGACAUAAGCAAACAGAAGAGCAAGAAGAUCUCUGCUGGUGGAAAUAGGUCCGUGCACAAUGAGCUGGAGAAAAACAGACGAGCUCAGCUGAGGCAGUGCCUGGAGCAGCUCAAGAAGCAAGUUCCUCUGGCGUCAGACUCGAUGAGGAACACCACGCUCAACUUACUCAGGCGAGCCAAGCUGCACAUCAAGUCACAGAGAGCCACAGUAGAAGGAAGAAAGGGCCACAUGCGGAACUGGAGCCGUGGGUUGCAGACCCCUGCUCUAAAGAAAAAGCUGCAGGAGCAGGAUGCGCGCGCAGAGCAGCUGAAAGGUCGUCUGCGCUGGGAGCAGAGGGAGCUGCAGGUGCGUCUGGAGCAGCUGCAGCGAGGUGCCGAGCGGAUGAGGAACGACAGCCUGGGCUCCACCAUGUCGUCAGAGCGGUCGGACUCAGACAGGGAGGAUGUAGAGGUGGACGUGGAGAGCAUCGUGUUUGACUGCAUGGACUCUGAAGAGGUGCACAUUGCAUGCAGCGCUGCAGAUCACUGUUAUUCUACUUUGGACAAAGCCUGGCUAUGACCGCAGCUAUCAUCAUCAUCAAGGCAGGGGUAUGGAGGGGAGGAGGAGAGAACAUUCCAAAAACCAAGAGGGUGAGGACAAUGAUAUUGCACAAGUGAACGAACCCCAUUUUUUUUACAACGGCAGUUUUUCAACAUUGUUUGAAUGUUACAUCACAGGCGUAAUCAUGAUGUUGGUUAUGAAUGAGCUGUGUCGAUUUGCACUGAAGAGCAGUUCUUAUCACUGGGCUAGGAUGGCUAUAUCAAACAGAUCCAAAGCCAUGAAGAGUCAUUCAUUUUGUAAGGGAUUUGUUUUUUAAAAAAAACAAAAAAACAUCCCCCCCAAAAGUAAUGCAGACUUCUCUUGUCUUCAAUAUGCCUACACUGACUUUAGCCUUAAAACUAUAUUUGGUCUCGUUUUUUUUUUUUUUUUAUUGAGCUUCUCCUAAGCAUUACAGUAUGUCUCCGUAAGGGCAUACGUGGCCUGCACUUAAAACAUUAAUCACUGCUAUGGUUUAUAUAUGUCGUAAAAAAAAUUCUUUUGCUGCACACAAACAUCCUCACAUUGCACUUGUCUUAUUUCCUAAGAGUUGAGUAUAUUGAAAGUGAAAUAACAGGUAACAGGAAUGAUUUGGUCAUUAUUGCACAAUCAUGACUGUGCCUGAUAUUCAUUCAGUGUAUUUGCACACUCAAGUCUGUUAUGACGUGUGAGGGUUUUGAUGCCCGGUGGAUGGAAAGCAUCAAUUCUUGCACAGCCAUGGUUCUUCUUUAUCACUAUUAAUAACUUUGUCAUGAUUUUGCUGUAAUACAUGUAUUAUAUUGCUCUAUAUUUAAUAACCAAAGGCACAUUUUGCCCUCCUUUUGUAUAUGCAAAAUGCCUUACCUUGUAUGCAUUCACUCUCCGCCCAGUAAUAUUAUGUAGCAUUUUUUAUAAUUGUAACC
Phycodurus eques (leafy seadragon) is the source of this 1749-nucleotide messenger RNA. It is a transcript of the gene mxd3, whose product is annotated as MAX dimerization protein 3. Gene Ontology annotation, molecular function: DNA-binding transcription factor activity, RNA polymerase II-specific; RNA polymerase II cis-regulatory region sequence-specific DNA binding; protein dimerization activity. The transcript has 7 exons. Gene Ontology annotation, biological process: regulation of transcription by RNA polymerase II. The record is from RefSeq and is a predicted model, not a curated record. NCBI's taxonomy places the organism in Eukaryota, Metazoa, Chordata, Actinopteri, Syngnathiformes, Syngnathidae. Bases 140 to 829 code for a protein of 229 amino acids.